This is a messenger RNA of Linderina pennispora, 1347 nucleotides long. RefSeq names its product HlyIII-domain-containing protein. The coding region runs from base 233 to 1264 and encodes 343 amino acids. Gene Ontology annotation, cellular component: membrane. The transcript is spliced from 2 exons. NCBI's taxonomy places the organism in Eukaryota, Fungi, Kickxellomycota, Kickxellomycetes, Kickxellales, Kickxellaceae. Gene Ontology annotation, molecular function: signaling receptor activity. The record is from RefSeq and is a predicted model, not a curated record.
CUUUCUCCAUCUGUACUCUACAACCUUUUUCUCUCGUGUAUAUUUCUAUCGUAACCAAGAAGCAGACGCAGGGCCGGUCCGAGAUUAGCAACUCUACACCAACUCUAAAGCUACACGGUUCUAUUUAUAUACUUCCACACCCGCCCACCUUCUCGGUCCAUGAGUAUUUCUUGAAGGAGCUCCUUGGGUCGCCCACAUCAACAAUUUCUAGUGCACUAUUCCACAAAAAAGUAUGGCUGCAGCAUCGGGAAAGUCGACUUCCGAGUCGCCCACCGGGAAAUCACCGCAUCUCCGCCACCGCCGUGCCUCGGCACAAAAGCUCGCUGCUAGUGCUGUUGGCAGCGACGACGACACCCAGGUCACCGAGUACGAGAUGCCCGCGGUCCAGUACAAGCCGUUUAUGGGCCCCGCCCACCCCAAGUACACAACCACCAUCGACGAGACGCCGGCCUUUCUGCGCGACACCUACAUUCUGUCCGGGUAUCGGCAUCUCACAUACUCGUACCGCAUGUGCUUCCACUCGCUCACGUACCUGCACAACGAGACCGGCAAUGUCCUGACGCACUUUUUCGCGCUGGUGUUCUUCAUCGGCCUGAUCAUCAGCACAAACUACAACCUGCUGCCGCAGGGACUGUCGCCGGGCCGGUCGUCGUGGGGCGACUACGUAGUCUUCUACGGCUACCUGCUGAGCGCCUGCGUGUGCUUCCUGCUGUCGUCCAUGUUCCACCUGUUUUCGUGCCACUCACACUCGCACCACGUUGCCUGGCUCAAGUGCGACUUUGUCGGGAUCCUGUUCCUGAUCCUCGGCUCGCUCCUGCCCGGCCUCUACUACGGCUACUACGAGUCCCGCGGCAUGAUGUGGACAUACAUGGCCAUGAGCUUCACGCUGUUCCUUGUCGGCAUCGUGAUCAGCGUCUCGCCGCAUCUGCAGAAGCCCAGCCUGCGCUGGCUGCGUCCUGUCGUGUUCUUCUCCAUCUCGCUGUCGGGCGCCUUCCCCGUCACCCACCAUGUCAUUGCCCACGGCGUGGCCAUGUCAGCAAAGUCGAUGGGCUUUUACUACACCAUGGGCAUGUUCGCCCUGUACGUUGCAGGCACGCUGCUGUACGCCUUCAACAUCCCUGAGCGCUGGUUCCCGGGGAAGUUCGACAUCAUUGGGAACUCGCACCAGCUCUUCCACAUGCUGGUGUUCUUUGCAGCCCUGACGCACUUUUACGGUAUCGUGCAGGCCUUCAAGUGGCACCACAGCGCCCAGGCCUUCAGCUAGACACCCCCAAUCCACACCCAUGUGUACUAUACACACUCUAUAAAUCCUUUCCUUACUCACUAAUUCUAAUAUACCCCCGUAGC